AUGAUGGAUGAAAGUGAAGAUGUGGUCGAAAAUCUGCUCACUGAGUAUGCCAUACAGCUUAGCAUUCAAGAAUCAAAUGCAGCCAAACCACGAAUGUCCAGCUUUAGUGACAGUUUUGUGCCACCUAGUGAAGAAAAUAGGAAAAUUGUAACAGCCAUAAAGGAAGGUCAGAUAUUUGGGCUCCAAGAUCUUGUGAAAUGGAAAUAUGCUUUGGAUGAAGCUGAUGAAAGAGGAUGGUUUCCUCUGCACGAGGCUGCAGCUCAGCCAAUUCAGCAAAUAUUGGAAAUUAUUUUAGAUGCAUCGUAUAAAACAAUGUGGGAAUACAAAACAUCUGAUGGAGAAACACCGCUAACUUUGGCAGCCAAAGCUGGCUUUGUGGAAAACGUCCGAGCGUUGCUGGAAAAAGGUGUUUGGCCCAACACCACGAAUGACAAAGGCGAGACUCCACUCCUGAUUGCUGUAAGAAGUGGUUCUUUUGAAAUGGUCUCUACUCUGAUUAAACACAACUGCAGGAUCCACCAGCCAUGUGUAAAACGUUGGUCUGCAAUGCAUGAAGCUGCAAAACAGGGACGCAAAGAUAUUGUUUCUCUUCUUCUGAAGAACGGUGGAAAUGUGAACCUUAAGGAUGGGUAUGGAGUAACACCAUUAGGUGUUGCUGCUGAAUAUGGUCACUGCGAUGUGCUGGAGCAUCUCAUUCAUAAAGGUGGUGAUGUCCAGGCCUUAGCAGAUGAUGGUUCAUCAAUACUAUUUGAAGCGGCAGGAGGAGGAAAUCCAGACUGCAUAUCGCUUCUUCUGGAAUAUGGAGGAAGUGGCAACGUGCCCAAUAAGGCAGGACUGCUUCCCAUACAUAAGGCAGCUUAUGAGGGGCAUUACCUGGUCCUGAAGUAUCUCAUUCCAGUCACAUCCCAAACUGCAAUCCAGAAAAGUGGGAUAAGCCCUGUUCACUCAGCUGCAGAUGGCCAAAAUUCACAGUGCCUAGAGCUCCUUAUUGAAAGUGAUUUUGAUGUCAAUACUGUCUUGGAUGAUCACAUCUCAAAUAGUUAUGAUGAUGAAAGGAAAACUGCACUCUAUUUUGCUGUUUCUAACAAUGACAUUCUUUGCACUGAAAUAUUACUGAAAGCUGGUGCAAAUCCGAACAAGGAUCCUUUAAACUGUCUUCUUGUGGCAGUAAGAGGUGGUAACCACGAAAUAGUAAGGCUGCUUCUAUCUUAUGGAGCAAAUGUCAAUUGUUACUUUAUGAUGGUUAAUGAUACGCAUUUUCCCAGUGCCAUCCAGUAUGCCUUGAAUGAUGAGGUGAUGCUAAGGCUGUUACUGAAUCAUGGAUACAAUGUGGAGUUGUGUUUUGACUGUAUGCAUCAAGAUGUCUUCGGAAAUUCUUUUGUGUGGUCAACUCCAGAGGAAGAGAUUCUGCCAGGGUGGACUUCUUCUGUAAUAAGGGAUAAUCCAUUCUGUGACUUCAUCUCUGUUCCGUGGUUGAAACACUUAGCAGGAAAAGUUGUUCGUAUUUUUAUAGAUUACAUGGAUUAUGUUCCACUAUGCACAAAAAUUAAGUUUGUUCUAGAAACACAGAAGGAAUGGACAGAGAUACGCCAGAUAUUGGACAAUCCUCGCCCAUUGAAACAUCUGUGUCGCCUGAAGAUACGUAAACUCCUGGGGUUGUGGAGACUGCAGAAGCUGUCAUCCAUGAAGAAGUUUCCACUUCCACCAGUUCUCCAGAACUACAUCCUAUAUAAAGAAUAUGAUCUGUAUGGAAAAGAGAUACAUUCAGAAUAG
Molecule: messenger RNA, 1773 nt
Organism: Centrocercus urophasianus (Greater sage-grouse)
Lineage: Eukaryota; Metazoa; Chordata; Aves; Galliformes; Phasianidae
Gene: ASB15
Product: ankyrin repeat and SOCS box containing 15
Exons: 9
Coding region: 1-1773 (590 amino acids)
Biological process (GO): intracellular signal transduction
Cellular component (GO): cytoplasm
Molecular function (GO): protein binding
Source: RefSeq, a predicted model, not a curated record